AUGUUAAUCAAAGAAAUUCCCAGUACCGGCACCAACGGUGGCAAGCGGGAAACUUCAUCCUUGGUUCAUAAAGAAAAGACUAAUCCGUCUAUGCCAACCACCGCUCCGCCAAAAACCAGCACGACCACUCCAAGUCCAGAAGUAGAUGAGGAGACCUUACGGCAUCUCGACAAAAUCCUCAAAAGUAUACCCCGUGAGUUGGACGAUGCAGCCGCAUUUGCAAAACUUAAGGCUAGACUUGGGAUUUCCCGGUCUAAAGCUAAAGCCUCAUCCUCUAAGACAACAAUCCUGCCUAGUUCUCCCACAUCACCACCACCAUCUCCCAUCCAACCUUCACCUCCGUCUCCUACCCAGUCGAUGCAAUGCAGUGAGUCAACCUCGGACGUGGAAGGAUUAAGGGAAGACUAUGGGCAGCCGUUCGCUAUACCAUCGCCAACAAACGGAGACGGCUCCAUUCCAAUUCAUGAGCCGCAUUUGACUAAGGACGGCAACAUCAACGAUGAAGGGGUGGAGGAAUUCCUCCCGUUGUUUGACUAUGGGGAAACAGACAAAAAGGAAAAGGAGCCGUUGCGAUUACGGAGGCUGGUGGAUGAGGAGGAGCCUCAGAUCCAGGAUUCUGGAGAGGAGAAGGAGGCUGCUGCAGGCAACCUGGUGAGGGAGGAGAGAAAGAGGAAAGGGAAAGGAAAUGUUGUUCCUACUCCCAAGAGAAGCCGCCCCGCCAACUCCGGGGUCGUCAUUACCGAUGCUUCUACACCAGCUCCACCACUGCCAGGAGAUGAAGACAGCGCUUCAGAGGAACAGCAGUUACGCUAG
Salvia splendens (bonfire salvia) is the source of this 813-nucleotide messenger RNA. Its product is annotated as junctional sarcoplasmic reticulum protein 1-like. The transcript is spliced from 2 exons. Lineage: Eukaryota; Viridiplantae; Streptophyta; Magnoliopsida; Lamiales; Lamiaceae. Bases 1 to 813 code for a protein of 270 amino acids. The record is from RefSeq and is a predicted model, not a curated record.